Messenger RNA from Rangifer tarandus platyrhynchus (Svalbard reindeer), 429 nucleotides. The record is from the annotation of a GenBank genome assembly. Lineage: Eukaryota; Metazoa; Chordata; Mammalia; Artiodactyla; Cervidae.
AUGCUGAAUUUAAAUGCCAGAGGAGGAAACGGGUGCAAAGAGCAAAAUGGACCGAGAUUCACCACCAUCAAGGAAGAUAGCUGGAAUUGGGUCUUUCUUAGUCCACUGAACUGUGUACUUAACCUCUACCCUACAUUGCUGAGCAGAGGGGCCUGUGGGCUGGGACAGGAAGAGCCAUCCAGAGCCAUGAACGUGGAAAGAACAACAUACACGAAGAGACAGACAUUCCAUGGACUAGAGGGCCCUCAGCAAUCUCGGCCAUGGAGUGGUCCCAUGGUGCAUCCGCCUUCUUGGAGGUUCUUUUCUCAUCGUGCGGACCCUGAAUUCAGUUUUGGCAGUGCUGUCCAUCAGUGUUCUGUCAAUGUCAGUUCUUUUUUUCUUUUAGAGACUGUUUAUUUUCCAUCAACCUAUCUCCACUUAAAGAGUUAG